Micropterus salmoides (largemouth bass) is the source of this 1898-nucleotide messenger RNA. It is a transcript of the gene fxyd6, whose product is annotated as FXYD domain containing ion transport regulator 6. Gene Ontology annotation, biological process: regulation of sodium ion transmembrane transporter activity. The transcript is spliced from 8 exons. The coding region runs from base 232 to 540 and encodes 102 amino acids. NCBI's taxonomy places the organism in Eukaryota, Metazoa, Chordata, Actinopteri, Centrarchiformes, Centrarchidae. Gene Ontology annotation, cellular component: membrane. The record is from RefSeq and is a predicted model, not a curated record. Gene Ontology annotation, molecular function: sodium channel regulator activity.
AGAGAGAGAGAGAGAGCGUUCAACGCACUGAAUAAGCAGUCACUCCAGGAGUCACAUUGUUAUCCAUCACAUUUUUUUUUCAGGACAAGUGGAUAUUUAGAUGUGAGCAGUGUGCACAUAUUGACAGAUGAGAAUAUUUGGAACAAAAGCCUUGUGAGACAAGCUGAUUGAUUUUCUGUGGGUGGAUAUCAGUUUGUUGGCCAGCGUUCCACUCGAGAAACAAGAGUUGCCAUGGAAACUAUUUUGCUCUUUCUCUCUUCACUCCUGGUGUGUGUGGCUGCUGUAGCAGAUCCAAGUGCACAGGAUGGCAAGGAGAAAGUUGAAAACCCGUUUGUUUAUGACUACGAGAGCCUGAGGAUUGGGGGAUUGGUGUUGGCUGUGGUUCUGUUCACACUGGGCAUUCUUCUCAUUCUUAGUCGAAGAUGCCGCUGCAGUAUAAACCAGAAAGCCAGGGCCCCCGGAGAUGAGGAGAAACAGGAGGAGAACCUGAUUGUCUCCAAGGCUGCAGCGGUUGCCAAAGAGACUCCAGCAGAGAAUUGAGGCAUUUCUUCCGGACCGGACUACCUUCUGAAAUGAUGAUCAGUUUUAUUUAAUAUUAAACCACUAUAAUAAGAGUGAAGAAAUUGGUACUUAUGGUGACUGGCUAUAUGACAGGGUAAGAGGGGAGGUAUAUGUUCAGAGGUAUAAUAUGUACAUAAAUAUUGCCCUAAAGAAAAACCUUUAGCCUGUUGUGCUCCGUUGUGACUGUGCCAUUCCGUCAGUGCUCUUGUCUGUUCCUGUGCCUUUCUGUGACUUCCUAUUGUCUUUUAAUAUAGUUCUUUGUCUUAGACAGUAGCACCUCUGACACAAGAUUGUCUUUGAAGCCCUAGAAGAAUUUGUAAUGUUGUGUGGUCCGCUGUUCUUCGUUUUGAACUUCUAUCUAUUGCCCUUAGGUUUUAGGAUUUGUCGAUUUGUUGUUUAUUUUGUCAAUUGUCCUGGAUAAUGUUUGUCACAUUUGGAUUGUAACACAUAUGCAUAUAUAAUCUAUACAUAUAUAAGGAUAAUAUAUACAAAUAUAAAUGGUUUACAGAUAAGAUAUAUAGUUAAAUAUCCUUCAUUUAGGUCUAUGUUUGAAUGGUUGGGUGUAUUUGCGUGCACAUGUGGGUAUAUAUGUGUGUGCAUAUCCGAUAUAUAUGUAUGAUUGUGUGUAUAUCACAAGUGCAUGUGUAUCUCUACAUGUAAAUGUGAUGAGCCUUAUAUAAGACAAUCUCAGCUGCCACAGCUCUUUGACCGAGCACAGGAAUAGUUUGCAGGUAUCUGCAUGAGCUCCUCCACCGCAGUGUUUUACCAUCUAUAGUGGAAGGAGCUCCUGCAUCAGCUGUCUCACUGCCUUCUUCCCCACACAUCCACUCCACUGCACAGUCACUGGCGCCGCCAGAAUUAACAAGUCUCCAGCAGACUGUGAUUAGUUUCUCCAUACACACUCACUAGUGCCGCAAAACUAUGAACGCUGGAUCUCUUUCUUUUUUUAUCUUUCUUUGAUUUUUUAAAUUUAAUUGCUAAGUCAGUCUCUCUAAUGUUACAAUGCUUUAAGUGGCCAUAAAUGAAGUAAAUUUCUGAAUAAGAGAGACAAAGUUUGAGUGAUGACCUUGAAAGAAGUGAAACCUAAAAUUGAUAUUAUUUAUGUGCAAGACUACGUUAAUAGUAGCCUAAUGUAAGCCAAAUGAUAGCAAGAGAACAAAUGAACAGUCCAUGUUGUGAAUCCCACUCCAGGUCAGGCUGUCACCAGUCUUCUGUCAAUCUGUUUUAAAGACGGCCGCUGUACAAAUAAAUGCUAUUUAUUCUACGCAUGAGGCCUUGUUGUGUAGCAACAUGUUGUGCUUUUGACAUAAAUGAAUAAAAGUAUGUCUGACCACACA